CACUGAUUGACCCCUACACGAAACCCACACGGCUGGCAUGGCGGAGGCAGUGCGGCUGAUCCUCGUUGGAAGAGGGGACAGGUAACGGGAACACUCAGCUCUACCUAUUCUUCACAUCCGCCUUCGUUCUCUCAGCGCGAGCCCGAACCCAACGAUGGCUGCCGUCCAUGAGUAUUCACAGCAACCAAAACCGCAUGGCCAGCACCAAGAGCCAAGCUAUCAGCUGCCGCCCGGCGGGGAACCCACGCCAGCUGCUCACGGGAGCUACGGCCAGUUUCCAUAUGCGCACACGAGUCCGCCGCAACAACCUCUCUCACUCGGAUAUCAGCCAUUCCCGUCGUCGCCGCUAUACGGCAGGCCCCCCGGCCAACUCUCAGAGCCCAUGGGCGGUCCCCUUGUACGAAGCGCGGGGUAUCCGCAACAGCAGCCACAACCACCUCAGUCCGGCGCUGGCCCCAGCCAAUCGCCAUUCGGCUAUCAAAAUCACAAUCCACAGCUCCCGCAACCUGUGCCUCAACCGCCACAACUGCAAACCGCUCACCUCAGUAGACAGUCGUCACGGGUUUAUGGUGGCCAUGGGCACGGAGACUACGGAGGUUCACAAACCUUAUCGACCCAGGGAAUGGCGGGCGGAUAUGAACAGUAUAACAGCAACGAGCGAGUUCAACAACUAAGGAACGACGGACGGCCUGCUUCUGCUUGGUCCACGCCGCAGCACCAGCAGCACCAGCAGCAUCCACCGCUGCCGCCGGGUUGGACUGCAUACUGGGAUCAGCGACUGCAAAAACACUACUAUAGCAACGCUGCGACGGGGCAGACAACGUGGGAACCACCGCAUGCAUCGCAGUAUCCGAUUCCGCAGACCCCUUCCUUUGCCCAUCCACCUGCUCUUUCUCAAUCGCCGCAGAGUCUUCCUCAGCAAUUCCAUCCCCCACAGCAACACCAGCAGCGACUUCAAACACCCAUUCAGCUACCUAUGAUCACCGCAUACCCAGUUCCACAGACCCCACAGCCUCAUAAUAUGGAUUUGUCGAUCGACACCGGUAUGCAGCAGUACAAGCGCCCUUCAACCGGAACUCCGACCAAUCAGAUGCACAUUCAGAAGCUUCCUCCUAUCGCAUCCCAUGUCGAGCUGUGUGCUGAGCCAAACUCUCCAGUAACCAACAGGUCAUCACCUCAGCACCCAUUUGCAUCACAAUCGGGUCAACCGUUGUCAUUCUCGCCCGGGCCGCCACCGCCGCCAAAAGUGCUCGAAAAAUCACUCAUAAUCACUCGCUUCGCCCACUCACCACCUCACUCGCAACUCGAAGUCGUUACAAAUACCGCACCUCACCAGCCCGCAUCUCACCAACCCGCCCCUCGCCAGCCCACACCUCGCCAGCCCACGCCUCGCCAGUCCACACCGGUAAACAAGGACACAUCCGCUUACUCCAACUUCGGGCAAGCAAUCCUGAGCCAAGUAAACACCAAGGUGCCUACCGGCAAGAAAACACCGGUCAAGAGGCCGCAGCCGUCCAAUAUAGAUCCGUCGGUCUCGCCACUCAGCUCACCGCCCCAAGAGCCCCCCAAGAAACCCUCUGCCAAACGCUCCUCGACUCCUCCGUUCAUGUCAUCAACAUCGCACGGCCCCCUCUCCAUGACCGAGGACGAGCUCUCUCCACGAGCAAGACGCGUAAAGUCGAACGACGAGGAACCACACGUGUCUGCCACCUUCACGGCCCUCGACAAUGAUCCCAUAUUUACCGGCUUGACGGUGAACACGGGCUUGAACGCACCACGUAACAGCGGGAUGGUGACUACGCAGAUCGUGCGCGUCCAUGGUGGGCAUGGUGGGCACGGUGGGCAUGGUGGGCAUCAGGGGACAAUCACGCCCCCUAGCCCCGCGAUAUCAAUCCGGAAUCCGAAGCCGGUCGUGCCACCCGGGGCCAUGGAGGUGCCCCUGCUGAGGCAGAGGGAUAGUGUUGUCAGUUAUGGCUCUCCGGGUGGAGCGGCCGGAGGAUUUCACCCCCCGCAGCAGCAGCAGCAGCAGGGUGUUCAGAUGGGGCAGCAGCCGCAGGGAAUGCAUAUGGGACAGCAGCAGCAGCAGGGCACGCAGAUGGGACAGCAGCAGCAGCAGGGCAUGCAUAUGGGGCAGAUGCAUCCUCCCGUCCACAGCAGCCAGAUGGGGCAUCAACAUCAACAACAUCCGCAGCAGCGAGAAGAUCCACCAGCGGACGGACAACAAAGCAACAUAGUGGCGUUGCAGCAAUACCACAGCGCCUUAGCGCAGCGCGCAGUUCUCAAGCACGAAGGAACAGCCGUCGAUCGCCUCCGCAUGCUGGCCGAGGACCUUGCAACCCUCUCCAAUACCAUUUACACGGCACUGGAGCGGUUGCCGGUGGGCUACGUCGAGGAGCUCGCCGGUGAGCUGAGUAACGAUUGGGAAAUCGUCGAGAUGGAUACUAUGCUGAGAGGUGUACUGGUUACUCAUGGAAGGGACGAGCAGGCUAGGCCGAAUGAGAGGUGGAGGAAGCAGGGGCCGCCGGGGUAUCAUGGGUAGUAGGUACUAGUAGAUUGUGGGCUAUAUAGUGGUAAUUGGUGGGUGGAUGGAGCAGGUUACGUGGGUGUUGUGCGGUGUGAGGUGUUUGGGGUGUUGUGUUCAUACCAUAGUUAGUUCAUUCGGUGUUUUGACUUUAUUUUUGCCCUGUAGGUGGGAUAUGAGAUUGCAAUACUAUAUGAAGGGAUACCCAUAUGUUAAUGGCGGAAAACGAUUAGCCUUCUCAGAG
Tricharina praecox is the source of this 2765-nucleotide messenger RNA. RefSeq lists its product as uncharacterized. The transcript is spliced from 2 exons. Gene Ontology annotation, molecular function: protein binding. Bases 155 to 2539 code for a protein of 794 amino acids. NCBI's taxonomy places the organism in Eukaryota, Fungi, Ascomycota, Pezizomycetes, Pezizales, Pyronemataceae. The record is from RefSeq and is a predicted model, not a curated record.